Messenger RNA from Neohortaea acidophila, 3634 nucleotides. RefSeq names its product Rad4 transglutaminase-like domain-containing protein. The transcript has a single exon. Bases 63 to 3485 code for a protein of 1140 amino acids. Gene Ontology annotation, biological process: mismatch repair; nucleotide-excision repair. The record is from RefSeq and is a predicted model, not a curated record. Gene Ontology annotation, molecular function: single-stranded DNA binding; damaged DNA binding. Gene Ontology annotation, cellular component: nucleotide-excision repair factor 2 complex; nucleus; XPC complex. Lineage: Eukaryota; Fungi; Ascomycota; Dothideomycetes; Mycosphaerellales; Teratosphaeriaceae.
AACCACACCCACCAUGUAAACUUCCGCACACACACACGGGACUUCGAGGACCACCUGCAAAGAUGCCGCCUUUCGGGUUCCGAAAGCGUGAGCGCUCCUCCUCCCCGCCCGUUCCUCAGAAGAAGGCGAAAGCCACGCCCUCGCGAGCAAAGCCGACGCUGUUCGAAACCGUCGAUUCCCCGAGCACGAACGAGAGAAGUCUAGAGGAGAACAAGAAGUUUCUCCAGAAGCUGGACGAUGACGAUGAUGCCUCCUCCCUCAGCGAAGCCGACAGUGACGAGUUUGAAGAUGUGCCUCCGGCGAAGCGACGCAGAGUCGAUCCUGCAGAAGACGAGGAUGGGGAGCAAGAGGACGAAGAGGAUGAAGUUGAAUGGGAGGAUGCUAUUCAACCAGAGGACACCUCUGAGCUGUAUACCUCGACAUCUGCUCUCCAGCAUGAGCCCGAAAUCACCGAUGUGUCCAUUUCAGUCAACGAUGAUGGCACGUACAUCGAGCCGCUGGUCUCCGCUGCCACUGGCAAGAAGGGACCCUCCAAACGCGAGCGCCAGGUUCGCGUGCAGACGCAUUGCUUGCAUGUGCAGAGUUUGAUGUGGCAUAACACUGUGCGGAACUCAUGGCUCAACGAUAAAGAGGUGCAGAAGACGCUGAUGAAUGGGUUGACGGAGGGUGUCAAGAGAGAGGUGGAAACGUGGAAGAAGGCCAUGGGUAUGUCGAGCCAACCCGAGGUUGAAGGAAAGGCGAAGAGCAAGAACAAAAGAGGCAACAAAGGCAAGCAAAAGGCUGGUGGCAGAGACUGGAAUGCAGGAGCAACACAUCUCGAUCCAGGCCCGCGUGCCGGCGAUCCGUUAUUACGACUGCUUAAGGUGCUGGCGGCUUACUGGCGUAAACGUUUCCUAGUCACCGCUCCGGGCCUACGCAAGCAAGGAUACAAACCGCUGAGACGCCUUCGAGAUGACAUCCGCGCCUGGGAGAAGGACCACAAUCGUGACGUGGAGGAGUACGGCGAGCGUGUCGAGAGCUUGUCAGACUUUCGCAAGCUGGCGAAGAAGUGUGAAGGCUCUCGGGAUGUCGGCGGGCAACUGUUCGUUGCUCUGCUCAGGGGCCUUGGACUGGAGACGAGAAUGGUGGCGAAUCUACAGCCGAUUGGAUUCGGAUGGAGCAAGCUGGAAGAAGCCGAUCCCAAAAAGACGAAGAAGGAGGCUGAGAAGUCUGCCAAGGUGGAAUCAGAGUCUGACGAUGAUGCUCCGGUGAUUGUGUCGUCUACGUCCAAAUCAAAGAAGGCGUCCAAGAAGAAGACUCUGGCUGCCGAAAACGCCUCACGCAAAUCAUCCAGAGGCAACAAAGCCGAUCCGAUCAAUCUCGACGAUUCCGACAGUCCACUCAGCAGCGUACCCUCGGAACCCGAGGUGGACGAAGAAGAGGAAGCCGAUGAUAUCUCGGUCAUUGACAUCACGCCUUCUACACCAAAGAGAAAGGUGACGAAGAAAUACGACCGCGGCAUGGCUUUCCCCAACUACUGGACCGAAGUCUGCUCCCCUGUUUCCCACAAAUACUACCCCGUCGAUCCCAUCGUCCUGUCGACCAUUGCAUCAAACGACGAAUUGCUGCAGACCUUUGAGCCGCGCGGAAAAGGGGCGGAGAGAAUGAAGCAAGUCAUGUGUUACACCAUUGCAUUUUCUGCCGAUGGCACCGCCAAGGACGUCACCGUACGCUACCUGAAGCGCCAUCAACUGCCAGGCAAGACCAAGGGCAUGCGUAUGCCGGUGGAGAAAAUACCCAUCAUGAAUAUCCGGGGCAAAAUCAAGAGAUACGAGAAUUACGAUUGGUUCCGCACCCUCAUGUCCGUCUACGACCGGCCGGAAGGCAAACGCACCGCGGCGGAUGACCUGGAGGAGCAGACCGAUUUGAAGGCCUUCAAGCCCACUGAGGAGAAGAAAGUCGUUGCCAAAGAGAGCUUGCAAGGCUACAAGCAGUCCGCUGAUUUCGUGCUGGAGCAACACCUUCGCCGCGAAGAAGCCAUCCUCCCCGGCUCCGAGCCUGUCAAGUACUUCAUGUCUGGCAAGGGCGACAAAGAGCAGGAGUUGCCUGUAUACAACCGCGGAGACGUCGUCAGUUGCAAGACCGUCGAAUCCUGGCACAAAGAAGGCCGUGAGAUCCGCACGGGCGAACAGCCGCUCAAGUACGUGCCUGUGCGGGCCGUGACGCUCAUCCGCAAACGCGAAAUGGAAGAUGUGCAGCGCGAGACGGGCGAGAAGAUGAAGCAAGGCCUUUACUCUGCAGCGCAGACGGACUGGAUUAUCCCACCGGCUAUCCGCAACGGCGUCAUCCCCAAGAAUGCUUUCGGGAAUAUGGACGUUUACGUCCCCACUAUGGUUCCGCGCGGCGCAGUCCACUUGCCUCUCAAAGGAAGCGCAAAGCUCUGCCGUAAGCUCGAGAUCGACUAUGCCGAGGCUUGCACGGGAUUUGAAUUCGGAAAGCAGCGCGCUGUGCCGAUCUUAACGGGUGUGGUGGUGGCGAAGGAGAACGAGGGCAUGGUGAAGGAUGCGUGGAGGGCGGCGCAAAAGGAGCAGAAGAGGAAGGAGGAUACGAAGCGCACGGCGACGGCGUUGCAUUGGUGGCGCAAGAUGGUGCUGGGGCUGAGGGUGUUGGAGCGGAUGAGGGUGGAGUAUGCGGAGAGUGGGCUUGGGGGUGGCGAGGAUGUGAACCCUUUUGUGAGGAGGGAGAAGAAAGAGGUCGCAGGGAAGAAGGUGCAAAUCGAUGAUGAUACGGGAGGAGGCUUCUUCCCUCCUGGGUAUGACGAGGAGGAGGUGCCGAACCGUGGUGCUACGAGUGGCGCGUCUCCCGAUGAUGAAGAAGGUGGAGGAUUUCUGGUGGAGGACGGCGACGAGCAGGAGUCUGGCGGCGGAGGGUUUCUGGUGGAAGACGAUUCCGAGGAAGCUGGACGAGCGACGACGAAGAAACAUGCCCCGAUCACGCCAGUGUCGCUCCAAUCGAUGCACAAAGCGGUCAAUGGGUUCGCCGACUCGGAUGCCGAAGAAUCUACUACUGCGCCCGCGAAAAGCAAGAACAACGGUACCAAGGCAAAACCGCGCCAGUCGAGCGCAAAGAAAGGCAGCAACAAGUCGGACAAGAGCCGCACAGCUCCCACGCCUGACGAAAGCGAUGCCGAGUCCGAAUUAUCAGACAUGAAAUCCGAGGACGACGGAGAGAGCGACCACGCAGCCACUCCUCCACCCAGCAAACGGCGUAAGACCGCUUCCAUUCAAGGCACUCGCCAGAAUGGCAUCGGCUCACGUUCCCGCGCUGCAACGAAGAAAUCCACGCCGCUGAAGAGUCAGUACUUUGUACACGGUGAGGCUGACGAGGCUGAAACCGAGGACGAAUCGGAGCUGGACGCGAACAGUGAAGUGGAGGUCGUGAAGCCGAGGAUGACUACUGCGCGCACGAGAACGAGAGCGAAAGCGAAAGCGAAAGCCGAGAAAUGAGAUGUUGCUGCUGUGAAGGGGCCUCGUAGAGUGGUCUGAUGUCUGUGAUGAACAAUGGCGCGACUUCUGGGCUGAAGAUCCACCUGAGAUUCGGCUGAGCAUUACCGACUGUCAGCUCGCCCUCAUACAUACUUAAUCAAAUACAAUCC